Messenger RNA from Cooperia oncophora, 519 nucleotides. The record is from the annotation of a GenBank genome assembly. NCBI's taxonomy places the organism in Eukaryota, Metazoa, Nematoda, Chromadorea, Rhabditida, Trichostrongylidae.
AUUUCAGGCUGCAUCGUGGCCAAUAGCUGUGCUUCUUAUUGCGUCGGCGGUGGUGUCUGGUGCACCACUGCUAGUCGGCGUGUCGUCUGUCGCCAUCGAUUGAAACCAGCAUCGAGCGUUCGUCACACGCCUGCCAAAGGCUCGCUGUCUAUUCUCGUGAUUCUUCAGAUAAGUGUUGUGUUUACGGCUUGGCUGGUUGUUCUUCUUUGGCUUCUCACCAUUCUGAUUUCUCUUAUCGCUUUAUUCACAAUUCUACAUCUUACUCCUCCGGCGAGUCGGCGCCUGGACGGUAUGUGCCAACUAGUCAAAAUCGCUCCCAGCGGUUUCCUGAUGCGUUGUCUGCACGAUCUGCUCGCUCACGCUGUUCUUCUCGGACACGCGACCGUGGACGAUGUUCCUCUCGAGCGGAAUCGCCAUUCUGCUCGGCAUCUCCGUAGUCGUCGAGAUCAGAUGUUUUCUAGCAAUGCGGCAGUGCUUGCGAUGAUCCGCUCAGUUCCAUGCAGGACCUUUUACAAUUAG